AAAACAAUACGUCAAAUCUUUCGCUCCAAUUAUUUUGGACAACAAUUAAUUGUUCGCUCCAAUGAAAAAACAAAAGGAAACCCUAUUCUCGGACAUACAAAGUUGCGGCUGCAUAGUCUCCGAUUUGCCUCUGCUCCGCUAUCUUCUUCUCAAUUCCCAGGUUUAAAAAUUGCUGCAGAAAUCAUUCAUGUCCUUCACUUUCUUGUCUUUAUCGGCAAUUUUUUUUUGCUUACCAGGUCCCUAACACCAACAACCGCCAUGGACGAGUACCACAAACUUCAAGGAUACCUAGUGUUGCCGAAAAUACUUCACUUUCUCACCGUCAUACAGCCUGAUGAUCGAUAAUUUAGCAGGUCAAAGAUUUUGAUAUGAUGAAGACUUACAGAAAUUAUUUGAAGACUAUUAUUUGUUAGGAUGUUAUGACCCUAACCCAGACCCAGUCGUGAUGGCGCCUCUCGUGAAGACAAGACCAACCAACCCUUCCCAUUUUCCAAUUAUUAAUAGUUAAGCAUUAAGAAAACAGUCUAAACAUGGAUAAAUAAACCAAAGUUUAAGCGGUUAAUAGCAUAAAUUGCGGAAAAUACCCAAUAUAGCCCGGAACCGGGGUGUCACUAAUCAUGAGCAUCUAUAAGUCAUAAUACAAGUUUGCUAAGCCUAUAAGCUAGUACAAAUGUCUGAAAAGAGAUAGAAAUGACAAAGGAGGAGAAAAAUGGGAUUGCGGACGCCAAACAACUACCUUGUGGACUCUGAUAUUUGCCGGGAGCUCUUAACUUGCACUAGCAGGAUCCGCAAUGCCUGAAUCUGCACACAGGGGUGCAUGGAGUAAAGUGAGUACUCAAACUCAGUGAGUAA
Molecule: messenger RNA, 852 nt
Organism: Nicotiana tabacum (common tobacco)
Lineage: Eukaryota; Viridiplantae; Streptophyta; Magnoliopsida; Solanales; Solanaceae
Source: RefSeq, a predicted model, not a curated record